AUGUCUACGACAACAGCUACGACCAGCUGUAAACUAUUUGACCACGCAACCAUAAUCACCGUCAAUGGACGGCGCGAGGUAAUUCGCGACGGGUACAUCCGGAUCGAUGGCGACCGAAUUACAUCGGUCGGUAAGUGCCCAUACUUGGGAGAGCUACCCUUAGAUGCAGAGAGAAUUGAUUGCGACGGGAAGAUAAUCAUUCCGGGGUUGAUCAAUACCCAUGCUCAUCUGGUCCAAUCUCUUCUUCGAGGACUGGCCGAGGAUCUGCCAUUACAUGGAUGGCUAUGCGACGCGAUCUGGCCCCUAGAAGCCUCUUUUCAAGGGGAUGAUGGUGUUCGAGCUGCACGCCUGACUAUGGCUGAAAUGUUAAAGACCGGGACAACUUGCUUCCUGGAUCCAAUGUUGACAUAUCGUGCCGGGUUUGAUGCGAUUUGCGAAGUGGCUGGCGAGAUGGGAAUCAGAGGGUGCCUGGGCAAACUGGUCAAGUUCACCGAGACAAAUCGACAAUUGUCAAUCACCGACCCGAGAGACCGUGAUCUUCUCGCAAUGUCUAUCCCGGAACUUUUAAAAGCACACCAGUCACACCAUAAUAGCCACGGGGGCCGGGUUCAAGUAUGGGCAGCCGCCGGUACACCACGCGGCACAUCAAUCUCUCACUAUCUCAAACUGGGCGAGACGUGUGCCAGGCAUGGAAUAUCAGCGACAAUGCAUUGUGCCGAAGCCCCACGAGACCGAAAGAUCUACCGAGAUACCUAUCAGUGCAGCGCCAUGGAAUUCAUUCGGGACGCAAAGCUGUGCGGACAAAAGACACCGUCAGAUCAAGGCUUGGAUCAGCUUUCCCAUCGACUGGUGUUAGCACACAUGGUCAACCUAGACGAGCAUAUCGACAUCCCGUUACUGGCCAGUACUCAAACCUCGGUGGCUCACAACCCGAGUUCCAAUCUCAAACUGGCAUCUGGCGUGGCCCCAGUCCCGUCCAUGCUUUCAGCACCAUCGCCAGUGAAUGUGUCGCUGGGCACUGAUGGUGCGCCUUGCUCCAACCACUAUGACAUGUUCCAAGAAAUGCAUCUGGCUGGGAUUCUUCACAAAGGCGUUCAGCAGGAUGCAAGUCUCAUUCCUGCUGAGGUUGCCUUGGAGAUGGCAACCAUCAAUGGAGCAAAGGCGUUGGGCCUUGAGCAUGAGAUUGGGAGUCUGGAAGAAGGGAAAAAGGCCGACUUUGUGGUGGUGGAUCCGUAUGGGGCUGGUGGACUUGGGGCCGUGCCGUGGAGCAGUCGAUCCUCAAGCAGUGCGGUCAGCCCCGUCACCACGGUUGUUCAUGGAUGUACCGGUCGCGAUGUUGAUAUGACGGUGGUGAAUGGAGUCAUCUUGGUCAGGGAUGGCAGGCUUGUGCGAGGAGGCCGGUCAGAGGAGAUGAAGAUUAUUCAUAUGGCGCAAGAGGCUGUCGAGGGUCUGCUCCAGCGAUGUAAUCACGGUCGUGAGCAGGGGCAAGAGAUCGGGGGAAAACUUAUGGCGCCGUGGAAUUAUAUCUGA
Penicillium subrubescens is the source of this 1530-nucleotide messenger RNA. RefSeq names its product amidohydrolase. The transcript has 2 exons. Bases 1 to 1530 code for a protein of 509 amino acids. Lineage: Eukaryota; Fungi; Ascomycota; Eurotiomycetes; Eurotiales; Aspergillaceae. Gene Ontology annotation, molecular function: hydrolase activity, acting on carbon-nitrogen (but not peptide) bonds. The record is from RefSeq and is a predicted model, not a curated record.